UUCCUCCUCCCCAGCAGGUUCAGCCUCAGUCUCACAGCCAAAACAGCCGCCACGCUUGUCGGGUCUUUCUGCGGAUCAAAUCCACAGCUUGACUUCAGUCCAGUUAUUGUCGAAAAUGCCCACGAUAAAACUCCAGAGCUCUGAUGGGGAAAUCUUUGAGGUGGAUGUUGAGAUCGCCAAACAGUCCGUCACCAUCAAGACCAUGCUAGAAGAUUUGGGAAUGGAUGAUGAAGGAGACGAUGAUCCCGUCCCGCUUCCGAAUGUGAAUGCUGCCAUCCUCAAGAAGGUGAUUCAGUGGUGCACCCAUCACAAAGACGACCCCCCUCCCCCUGAGGACGACGAGAACAAGGAGAAGAGGACGGACGACAUUCCUGUUUGGGACCAGGAGUUCCUCAAGGUGGACCAAGGCACCUUGUUUGAACUCAUCCUGGCCGCGAACUACCUGGACAAAGGCCUCUUAGAUGUCACCUGCAAGACAGUGGCCAACAUGAUCAAAGGCAAAACCCCAGAAGAGAUCAGGAAGACUUUCAACAUCAAAAAUGAUUUCACAGAGGAGGAGGAGGCCCAGGUACGCAAAGAGAACCAGUGGUGUGAAGAAAAAUAAAGCGGAGAAUCCUGCCAACACUACCACACUGAAAGGAUUGUCCCUGCUUACUGGUUGCACUGGCGUUGUUCAUACUUGUUAAUAUUUGACUUUUAGGAUAUUGACAGCCACUUUGCUCUCUAGUUCCCUUCAUUUCUGUAUCCCAAUAAUAGCAUGACCAUUUAACUUGCCUGUGUGGUGUCAUUAAUUUAAAGAUAAAAUGCUUAUUACUGUUUUCACACACUCAUAUUUGUGGAUCUACAUAAAAUAUAGUCCUGUUCUCAUGGCUUUGUAUCCUCGAAGAAGAAAAGAAACGAUAUCCCUCCUUCCAGAUUA
Molecule: messenger RNA, 919 nt
Organism: Poeciliopsis prolifica (blackstripe livebearer)
Lineage: Eukaryota; Metazoa; Chordata; Actinopteri; Cyprinodontiformes; Poeciliidae
Gene: skp1
Product: S-phase kinase-associated protein 1
Biological process (GO): SCF-dependent proteasomal ubiquitin-dependent protein catabolic process
Cellular component (GO): cytoplasm; nucleus
Molecular function (GO): cullin family protein binding
Source: RefSeq, a predicted model, not a curated record